Scleropages formosus (Asian bonytongue) is the source of this 4117-nucleotide messenger RNA. Its product is annotated as insulin receptor substrate 2-like. The record is from RefSeq and is a predicted model, not a curated record. Gene Ontology annotation, molecular function: insulin receptor binding; phosphatidylinositol 3-kinase binding. Gene Ontology annotation, cellular component: cytosol; plasma membrane. The transcript is spliced from 2 exons. Gene Ontology annotation, biological process: insulin receptor signaling pathway. The coding region runs from base 474 to 3665 and encodes 1063 amino acids. NCBI's taxonomy places the organism in Eukaryota, Metazoa, Chordata, Actinopteri, Osteoglossiformes, Osteoglossidae.
CUCCGCAGUGCUUGGGCGCUACGAGAGUGGGGCGGGACCAAAGCCGGAAAAUGGGCGUUUCCCUUGCUUGUGACGCGUUAGCACUGCUAUCAAUCACUCGGGCGAACCAAUGAAUCGAAUGAGCGGAUCAACAGUGGAACACCCCGCCGACAGACACGCCCCCGUAAGGGUUACCCCGCCCAGUGCGAGUGUGUGUAUUCUCCCCCCCCCCCCUUUCUUUUUUUGUAACUAAAGCUGGAUGUGUAGAACGUCACAUGUUGUUUUUCCUCUUCAGUACAAGUCACUCGCUGAUGUGUGUUAUUUACUGUGAAACUGUUCCAGGUACCGAAUGGGGAACUCGCCGCUGCGAAGGAGAUAAGGGGCGAGGAGACACACAGACGCGGGGCUUUUUAUUUUUUUGCACUUGAGUCUGAUCAGAUAGAACAAGUUAAAGGGAGACGAAGAAAAGUGAGCGCGCGGGACGAUACGAUAGAAUGGCCAGUCCGCCGAGCACGGAAGGACACUUGUUCUCCAGUGUGAAUGUCAGCGGUAACGUUAAGAAGUGCGGCUAUCUGAGGAAGCACAGGCACGGGCACAAGCGCUUUUUCGUGCUGCGGGAGCAGAGCGACGGGUCCCCCGCCAGGCUGGAGUACUACGAGAACGAGAAGAAAUGGAGAAACAAGUCGGCUGCGAAGAGGGUCAUUUCUCUGGGCUCCUGCCUGAACAUCAACAAGAGGGCGGACGCCAAGCACAAAUACCUGAUCGCCCUGUACACCAAGGACGAGUACUUCGCGGUGGCCGCCGACAACGAGGAGGAGCAGGAGAACUGGUACAGCGUCCUCACCAGCCUCAUGAAUGAGGGCAAGGGGAGCGAGGGCUCCGCGUGCAGCUCCGCGUCCUCGCUCGUGGGCUUCGAGGAGGCGAACUACGGCAUGAUCACGCCGGCCAGCGCCGUCUACAAGGAGGUCUGGCAGGUGAACCUGAAAUCCAAAGGUCUCGGACAAACCAAGAAUUUGACGGGGGUGUACCGCCUGUGUCUGUCCAGCCGCACCAUCAGCUUCGUGAAGCUGAACUCGGAAGUUCCCUCCGUCAUUCUGCAACUCAUGAACAUCCGGAGGUGCGGCCACUCGGACAGCUUCUUCUUCAUGGAGGUGGGCAGGUCUGCGGCCACGGGACCCGGGGAGCUGUGGAUGCAGGCGGACGACUCCGUGGUGGCGCAGAACAUCCACGAGACCAUCCUGGAGGCGAUGAAAGCCAUGAAGGAGCUCUCCGAGUUCCGACCCCGGAGUAAAAGCCAGUCCUCGGGCACCAACCCGAUCUCCGUGCCCACCAGGCGGCACUUGAACAACUUGCCCCCGAGUCAAACUGGACUGCUAAGGAGAUCGAGGACAGACAGCAUGGCAGCGGUUUCCCCUCUCAGCAAGUUCUCUUCUUGUAGGAUUAGGACGGCCAGCGAAGGAGACGGCACCAUGACCAGGCCAGUAUCGAUAAGUGGGAACCCGGUUAGCCCCAGCCCCAAGCAGACUCUUCUGAGCAGAUCUAACACAGUCACCAUCAGGCCCGGCAGGAUGUUUGAGUCGUCCGUGCUCCAUCACAGCAAGUCCAUGUCCAUGCCGGUGUCCCGCUCCCCUCCUUCUGCCAUCAGCCCAGUGAGUCUGUCCACCAGCGGUGGCAACUGCUUCAAUUCCGAAACCGGCCAGCGUUCAGCCAGCACCGGUGCCUCCGCCUCCGAGUCGCCAAGCGAUACCGGCCUCGCGUCAUCUGAUUAUUAUGGAUCCAGUCCCGCUGACACAAGACAGCAUCUCCCUAACCGGAGCAAUACGCCGGAAUCCAUCGGAGGCACACCCCCCUCUCGUGAGGCCAGCGAUCUCUGCGGGUAUGUGGUGAUGGAGAGGCCGUCCGGUAACCACUUUAACCACAGCUGCAGGUGGGCAUCUCGUGACGAGGUACUGGAGACGGCGUACAGGAAGAGAACGUAUUCGCUUACCACGCCGUCUCAGCAGAGGGCGCCAUCACAGGUGUCCUCCGCCUCGCUGGAUGAGUAUACUCUGAUGAGGGCAACGUACAACAGUGGCCCCUCUGGGCUGAGCUCAUGCGCGGCUUCACCGAAAAUCACGUAUCCUGAAGAUUACGGAGACAUAAACAUUGGAUCUCUGAAAAGCUCAAAUGGCAACCUGGAUGACAAUGGGUACAUGCCCAUGACCCCUGGCGUGGCUCCACAGGGCAGCGGCAAAAGCAACUAUAUGCCAAUGAGCCCCAUGAUAGUCUCUGCACCUAAACAGAUCAUCAAACCCAGGUCACCGGUUCAGACUACGGGACACGGCUCCCAAACGGCAUCGCCCAGCAGCUGCUCUCUGGAUGACAGCGGCUACAUGAGGAUGUGGUGCGGCUCCCGGCUGUCAGUGGAGAGCUCAGAUGGGAAGCUUACCGAUGGUGAGUAUGUGAACAUGUCGCCGGUGGAGCCGUGUGUGUCACUGACGCCACCGGAUUACUCCAGCAGGUCUCUGAGUGGCGAGCCCCCUCCCGGUUCGUACACCUUCAACUCCCUACCCCGCUCUUACAAAACGCACCUCACCAGAAAUGGUGACAGCGACCAGUACGUGAUGAUGAACUUGCAGAGUCAGAAGAUCACGGAGGAACCUAACUGCUGUGCGGUGUCUGGCAGCUCAGCUGUGACGGCAGCCCGCUCUGCGCCCUUACCUGUCAGGGAGAAUGGAGGUGAGGGUUCAGGGCACAAGGGGAGGGCCAGCAGGCCCAACAGAUUAGCGCUGGACACUCUAAAGAUGCUGCCGAGUAUGAACGAGCACCCUUUACCCACUGAACCAAAAAGUCCCGGGGAGUACAUUAAUAUAGACUUUGGUGGACCUGCCAAGUCGUCUCCGCCAUCCCGGUCCUCGGACAGUCUGGCAUCGUCUAUGGGCUCAACCAACAGCCACAGAAGAUCCCCCCUGUCUGACUAUAUGAACAUUAAUGUUAAUGCACAAUCGCCCAAAUCAGCAGGUGCCCCUGCAGACCCUCUGAAUGCCAUGUACAAACUGUCCCUGUGCCAGCCUGAGAAGGAGGAGUACCUGAAGGUGCAAGUGGGCUUGGACAGCCCCCCUGGCACCGAGAACGAUGAAUACACAGAGAUGACCUUUGGCAUGGGCAGCAGCCCUCUGCAGCCUGUCUCGCAGACCUUUGAGGGCAUUGAAGCCCCCAGUCCCAGCAAUGCGGUUCAGCUAUUAGCCCUCAGAGACCAGGGGCACACGGCGGUGGAUGGGUUCCUGGUUCCUGGCGCCCCAGCGGACCCGGACCGAGGGGCGAAGGUGAUCCGGGCUGACCCCCAGGGACGAAGACGUCACAGCUCCGAAACCUUCUCCUCCACCACCACGGUCACACCAGUCUUUCCCUCCUUCGCCCAUGAUGCCAAGAGGCACAAUUCCGCCUCUGUGGAGAACGUCUCUGUAUGGAACAGCGAGGGCUCCGAUGAGGAGUACGGGAGUCCCAUGUGCCGGGAGACCUCCGCAGGGUUCCAGAAUGGACUCAACUAUAUUGCCUUAAACCUGAUGGAUGAGAAUAUGGGGACCUGUAAAAAUCUUGUGAAGUUCAAAGCUGCCAGUUUUUGCAAAGGGGACAUCGGUGGAAUACAUGUCACCCCUUUUGUGAGCCUGGGGUUUAAGGAGACAGCCACCGCAGUUAAAGACUAAAUGGUGGGCAGGCUCCUCCCCCUCCCUCUCCAUAUCGAGGACUGAAUAUCGAGCAGAUGGCCGGAGAAGGAGCGGGAGCGGAAGGCUGGAUCAUGUGCUGCUGUCUACGACCCCUUAACCCUGGAGUCCUGCCACGCCAUGUGAUGUGACACACGGCUCCUCCUUCCCCUCUUGACUCUUGAUCAGGAACCAUCACGUUGCUGCUCUCUAGAUAAAAACUGUACAGAAGAUAAAUAUGUAAAUCGAGAUAUUACACUUCCACGUUAUUGUUUUGCCACUGGUUUUUAUUUGAGCUCCACAUUUGUGACCCAUGAACCUCAUUCAUAGACCUGUGAACCAAAUCCGUGGGUUAUUUCAGGAAGUGAACGUAUCUGGUUAUGUGGAUAACUGAAGUAGGCAUGCCAAAAAAGUCAGGAUUAUCCAGAGGCAAAAAACAAAAAAAAAAAAAAAAA